Messenger RNA from Cyprinus carpio (common carp), 3811 nucleotides. It is a transcript of the gene slc12a3, whose product is annotated as solute carrier family 12 member 3. Gene Ontology annotation, cellular component: membrane. Gene Ontology annotation, molecular function: sodium:potassium:chloride symporter activity. Lineage: Eukaryota; Metazoa; Chordata; Actinopteri; Cypriniformes; Cyprinidae. Gene Ontology annotation, biological process: chloride transmembrane transport; potassium ion homeostasis; sodium ion transmembrane transport. The record is from RefSeq and is a predicted model, not a curated record. The transcript is spliced from 26 exons.
AAAUAAAAAAAUAUUUAUUAAAAAAUUAAAUUAAAUUAUUGACAAUAACUACUGACUGUUUUUUCCCAAAAUAAAUUUGUAAUGUAUUGUUUCUUAUGCAUGACACAGGAUUCUCAAAACCUACAGUUGUCCUUGAGAACAAGUGUCAAGGAUAUCUGACCUGAGAUCUGAGUCAUUACAUGUUCUAAUGUUUUUUUCAAGCCCCAGUACAAGCAAAAGGCCCUGCAGCAACAAUUAAGAAUUAAUGACCUUUACAAGAGCUCCUGAAUAUGUUCUUACACCAAUCAUACAUCCAUAAGUGGUUCCUUCCGGCUCAGGUAUAAUAUAACCCUUCAAAUCAAGCCCUCACUUUACUCAGACGGCUGUUGAUUCAGUUGUGUUGGAAGUACUGCAGACCAAUGAAGGGAUGAACCUCACAACCGCCAGAAGCCCUUUCUCAGUCUCUUCGUUGAGCAAUGGAGAUGACCGUAAAUUCAGUCUGGUAUGAUGUAGCAGUUAUGAUACCGACAGCGUGGCCUCCCACAGCUCUGGAGUCUUUUCUGGAUAUGACACGUUGGAUACUCCGCCGAGUUAUGACUUCUAUUCCAACACUGAGAUUUUUGGGAGAGCAAAGAAGUCAAGACCUUCUCUCUUUCAGCUUCACUCCAACCCACAGGACGACCCUUCUCCACCUCCUCUCUAUGAGGAGUCAAGUGUGGACAAACAGAGUCCGGAUGAAGAUGAACCCACAGAACCUCCUCCAGAACCGGCCCGCUUUGGAUGGGCUCAGGGAGUCAUGAUCCGCUGUAUGCUGAAUAUCUGGGGUGUUAUUCUGUACCUGAGGCUUCCCUGGAUCACAGCUCAGGCAGGGAUUGGACUGACUUGGAUUAUAAUCUUGGUCUCCUCCUCUAUAACGGGCAUCACUGGCUUGUCCACAUCGGCCAUUGCCACUAAUGGAAAGGUUAAAGGAGGUGGAACAUAUUUUCUGAUCUCUCGUAGUUUGGGUCCAGAACUAGGAGGCUCGAUUGGGCUUAUAUUUGCUUUUGCUAAUGCGGUAGCUGUAGCUAUGCACACUGUGGGCUUUGCUGAAACAGUGCAGGCGCUCAUGCAGGAGAGGGAUGUUAGCAUGGUGGACAAACUAAAUGAUAUCCGUAUCAUUGGAGUGAUUACUGUCACCUGUCUGCUGGCCAUCUCAAUGGCUGGAAUGGAAUGGGAGUCAAAGGCCCAGGUUUUGUUCUUCUUUGUCAUCAUGGUCUCCUUCGCCAGUUACAUUGUGGGAACCAUCAUUCCAGCCACUCCAGAGAAGCAAGCCAAAGGAUUUUUCAGCUACCGAGCUGAUAUUUUUGCGGAAAACUUUGUGCCCGGCUGGCGCGGACUGGAGGGCAGUUUCUUUGGCAUGUUUUCUAUCUUCUUCCCCUCAGCUACAGGCAUCCUUGCGGGGGCUAAUAUCUCUGGAGAUCUGAAGGAUCCAAAUGUUGCUAUACCCCGUGGUACAAUGUUGGCCAUUUUUUGGACCACUAUCUCAUAUCUCAUUAUCUCAGCUACUAUUGGCUCCUGUGUUUUGCGUGAUGCUUCUGGUUAUAUAAAUGACACGGUGUCAUCUUUGUCUGGGGAGUGUUUGGGAGUGGGCUGCAACUAUGGCUGGAACUUCACUGAGUGUAUGACCAAUAAGACCUGCCCCUUUGGACUCAGCAAUUAUUACCAGAGUAUGAGCUUGGUGUCUGCGUUUGCUCCUCUGAUCAGUGCUGGUAUUUUUGGAGCCACUCUUUCCUCAGCCCUGGCCUGUCUGGUAUCUGCUCCUAAGGUUUUCCAGUGCCUUUGCAAGGACAAGCUGUAUCCAGGCAUUGGAUUUUUUGGGAAGGGUUAUGGGAAGAAUAAUGAACCACUGAGAAGCUAUCUGCUAGCCUACAUCAUCGCUAUAUGCUUCAUUCUUAUUGCUGAGUUGAACACCAUUGCUCCCAUCAUCUCCAAUUUUUUCCUCUGCUCUUAUGCCCUCAUCAACUUCAGCUGCUUCCAUGCCUCCAUCACUAACUCACCAGGCUGGCGUCCAACUUUUCGAUUUUAUAGCAAGUGGCUGUCUUUGCUCAGAGCAGUAGUGUCUGUAAUCAUCAUGUUCCUCCUAACCUGGUGGGCUGCUCUUAUAGCCAUUGGCAUAGUCAUCUUCCUGCUGGGAUAUGUGCUGUAUAAGAAACCCGAUGUCAACUGGGGUUCAUCAAUGCAGGCCAGCUCGUAUAACAUGGCACUGUCUCAGUGUGUAGGUCUCAACCAAGUGGAAGAUCAUAUUAAAAAUUAUAGGCCACAGUGUUUGGUCCUCAGUGGGCCUCCCUGUAUGCGUCCUUCCCUAGUGGAUUUCAUCAGCACCUUCACCAAGAACCACAGCCUUAUGAUAUGUGCAAAUGUCAUAACAGGUGGACCCUCACCUGGCUCUGUGGACUCAGCCAAAAUCAGUACUCAUUUAAAAUGGCUAGACAAGCGCCGCAUUAAGUCCUUCUACCACACUGUAGUGGCUGAUGACCUUCAUGUCGGCGUUCAGAUGUUGCUGCAGAGUACGGGUUUGGGUCGGAUGAAACCUAAUGUCCUAGUGAUGGGAUUUAAGAAGAAUUGGCGUAAAGCUCAACCAAACAACAUUGAAAACUAUAUUGGAAUUUUGCAGUAUGAUGCAUUUGACCUGCAAUAUGGUGCAUGUGUUCUUCGGAUGAAGGAGGGUCUUGACAUAAGUCGAACAAUGCAAGCGCAUGUGAAUUUAGGGUUUGAGACAUCUACUGAACAAGCACUUGACACAAGGAGCUCAACGACUACUACAUCACCCACAAUUGACACAUCACUGGACCCUGAGGAACUAAUGGCCACAUCCCAACCAACUACUGUAUUCCAGACUAGACAAGGAAAGAAGACCAUUGAUGUGUAUUGGCUCUCUGAUGAUGGGGGUCUGACACUAUUACUGCCUUACCUCCUGACCCGUAAGAAGCGCUGGGGCAGAUGCAAAGUGAGGGUGUUUGUUGGAGGUGAAGCUCAAAAAGUUGAGGACCAGAAACAAGAGCUCAAAGCUCUGAUCAGCAGGUUCCGUCUGGGUUUCCAAGAUGUUCAAGUCCUUCCGGACAUCAAUGGGAAACCACAGGCUGAGCACAUUAAAAGAUUUGAAGACCUCAUAGCUCCGUACAGAGUAAGUUCAGUCCAAAAGGAUGGUCAAGAAGCUGAUGAGACGACAAAGGAUUUCUCCUGGAUGGUGUCUGAUGAGGAAAUGGAAACGUUCAGAGCUAAGUCCCUCCGACAAAUACGUCUGAAUGAAGUUAUUCAAGAUUACUCAAGAGAUGCUGCACUGAUCAUUGUAACGAUGCCCGUGGGGCGAAGAGGGGCGUGUCCCAGUUCCCUUUACAUGGCUUGGCUAGAGAUUGUAUCACGUGACCUUCGACCUCCAGUUCUUCUUGUCCGAGGCAAUCAGGAAAAUGUGCUGACGAUGUACUGCCAGUGAACACCACCUUUUCCUGACAUAACUGUUCACACUCGUACAUCAGAUGAAAAGAAACUCUUGUUAAUGACACGUUAAAAUAAUGACAGAUUUACAUACUUUCAUAAUGUGUUUCAUUCUUGUUCUGAUGUUAAUAGGGUGUUUGUUUUAAAUGGUUUCACCUUUUUUUCAGUAUAUAUUCAAAAAUAUAAACUUUUGCUGAUUUAGAUCUUAUGUACUUUCUCUGUUUAUUCUGAUUAUCUUAAUUCAGUGAUUGAACAAUUUGCAUAUGUAUAGAUUUGUUUUUGUUUUUUUCUUUUUAAUGGCAAUUGAUAUUACUGAAUAUAUUUAAUAAAUUACUAGGCCUACUUAUGUAUUAAAUCU